AUGAUGCAUCAUGUGGUAUCCAAGGUUACAAGGAGGGCGUUUUCGUUAGUCGGGCCCCUGUGUUCGAAAACCACAUGUUCAUCAAUGGACGCAAAACGUUAUUUUAGUGCCAUCUCGGCUUUGCAAAGACAGGUUGGUAAUACUCGAAAGGCUGCAUUUUCUGGAAAUCUGUUGAGGUGGGGGCCACCAGGAUAUUGCAGAACAUCGAGUUUUGCAUCUGGAUUCACACCUUUGCUGCCCAAGCCCUUAGAGUCGAUUAUAGAUAUCAGCAGGGCUAAGAGCAAAUCCUCUGAGGAACUUGCUGAUAUUUGGGAUGAUUAUCACCUGGGAAGGGGUCAUAUUGGUUUGUCAAUGAGUGCAAAGCUGUACCAUCUUUUGGAGCAAAGAACUUCAGAUUGCCGUUAUUUUGUGAUUCCAUUGUGGAAAGGAAGUGGCUACACAACAAUGUUUUUGCAAGUUCAGAUGCCACACAUGCUUUUCACUGGCCUUGAAGAUUAUAAAGCGAGAGGGACCCAAGCUGCUCCAUACUUCACGGCCACAUACUACAAGGAAUUUGCCGACAGCAAGGAUUUGGUUCUUAUCCGUGGUGACAUAGUUUUCACUAGCAAGCUGAGUGACUCAGAAGCAAAAUGGCUAUUGGAGACUGCACAAUCUUUUUACCUAAAUGACGUCAGGUACAAGCUGGUCGAACGUUUCAACAAACAGACUCGUGAUUUCGAGUUUAAGGAUGUUUUGAAGGCGCUGGAUAUGCCCAUACUGUAG
Striga hermonthica is the source of this 762-nucleotide messenger RNA. NCBI's taxonomy places the organism in Eukaryota, Viridiplantae, Streptophyta, Magnoliopsida, Lamiales, Orobanchaceae. The record is from the annotation of a GenBank genome assembly.